AUGAGUCCCAGUCUUCUAGAUCUAGAGACGCAACUAGCGUUCUACAAAGCUUAUCAUAACAAUACUGGGAAUGUGUUAAUUCAUAGCAUUUUUGUCCCAACGAUUCUCUUUACAUCCAUGCGUAUAUUGAACGACGUUAAGAUCUGGAAUGGCUAUACCUUGACUCAUUUGUUAGCGUUGUCAUUUGGGUUGUUCUAUAUACUGUUACGAGUAGGUACCGGAAUCCUUGCGUCGUUGAUAUUGGCACUGACGUGCAAAUUUUUGAACGACGGGACUAUUAAGAUGACACAGACCACUGCCUGGAUAUUAUUUGUGAUCAGUUGGAUCUUCCAGUUCAUUGGCCACGGUGUUUUCGAGAAGCGCAAACCUGCGCUUCUCGAUAACUUGGUGCAAAGUCUUGUGCUAGCGCCAUACUUCAUCCUUUACGAAUUACUAUUUAUUUUAGGGUUCAUGCCUGAACUUAAGAAGAAUCUACAAGCUCGUGUUGACAAAGAGCUAGAUCGUAUGAGAGCGAGUAAAUAA
This is a messenger RNA of Kluyveromyces lactis, 522 nucleotides long. It is a transcript of the gene MPO1, whose product is annotated as 2-hydroxy-palmitic acid dioxygenase MPO1. The transcript has a single exon. Gene Ontology annotation, biological process: sphingoid catabolic process. NCBI's taxonomy places the organism in Eukaryota, Fungi, Ascomycota, Saccharomycetes, Saccharomycetales, Saccharomycetaceae. The record is from RefSeq and is a predicted model, not a curated record. Bases 1 to 522 code for a protein of 173 amino acids. Gene Ontology annotation, cellular component: endoplasmic reticulum.